AUGAACCGUGGAAGUUAUAUGGGGCUGGUGAAUCGUCUAAACCUAGAAGAAGAGCAAAGUCGUGAGUACGACUCUUCGAAAGAUCACAUUGUUAUUGAGCAGUAUUCCAGCACAAACGAGGCCGAAUCGUUGCGUUCCAUUCCUGGUUUCAAGUUGCCUCCCAGCGAUCACAAAGUGUGGAGUGGCGUGUACCAGCACAACCCUCUGGAGAUCCAGAUCCGCUACACACUGAAGAAUCCUGAAGUUGGAAUCUUUUUUCGCACGGACCCCACUCCGCACGUGUAUUCGUGGAGUUCGUUUUUCUCUGGCAAGCAGGAGGAAAGUCUCUGUAACGGAGUGAGAACGUGGGUGCCGUGCAUCGACAACGAGCUGGAGCGCUGUCUUUGGGAGCUGGAGAUCAUCGUUCCUUCGACCUUCUCUGUGUGGGCAAGCGGCAAGCUGGUAAAGAAAACACUAACGAAAGGCGAUCAGAAAACCAUCUUCCUCUUCUCCUCUCAAACGCCCAUGUCCGCAUCCUCGAUCGGAUUUGUGGCCGGCGAGUUCCACGAGCAAGUGAAGACGCACGAGAACCAAAUCAUCGCUGCGAUUACGCGAGUCCAUCACUACAUGAUCAACUAUGCCGCGGCGACCGUCGACAAGGCAGUCAGUUUUCUCGAUAGUAUUAUCAUGAACGAUUCGAUUUUGCAUUAUAAGCUCAUUCAGUCGACCGUUGUGGCGUUCGUAACCGAUUCUCCAGAGCCCUACUCGGUCUCGUAUGGACUGAUUUUGAUCAAUCGCAAUCAGCUGAUCGGAGAGAAGGACUUCAGCCAUAUCCCCGAGUUUCAUCAUUUGAUUUGUCUCUGUCUCGCCUUCCAGUACUAUGGAAUCUUGAUCCAGCCGCUCACAUGGUCGGAUAGCUGGAUUUGCAUGGGAAUCUCUUCUUUUCUGGGGAUGAAGUUCAUGGAGUAUGCGUUCAACAAGGAAACGGCGGACUAUUUAACGCUGCGAUUUCGAGAUGCUGCGUUUUUCAUCGAGGAUUUGAUUGCUGGAAUCUCGACGGACCAGGGAAAUCGAUCAACCAUCAUGAACAAUCGUCCGUUGGCCGCGGGGAAUGGCGCUGUAUUCUCGAAUUCCCCCUUUUUGACGCCUCUGUUCUUUGUGAAAUCGCCGAUCGUGAUUUCUCUCAUCUCGCAGCAGUGCGGUGAGAGCUACUUUUACCAGUUGCUUCACUCGAUGAUUCACACGUGCUAUCAGCGAUUAGAGGAACAGAGCGCGAUUCAUCAAGCCAUCGUGAUGCUGCUGCCUCUCUCGAAGCUUCUUGCCAAGGGGACGAACGACUCGAAGCCCAGCGAUCUGUCCUCCUUUCGCUCCUCUCUGCAAUGGAUCGAAGGAAGUGUGCUCAGUCGCUCUUCUCUGGAUAUGCGUUUUCCUGAGCCUGCUUCCAAACGUGUCCGUACGAUCGAAACUGCCCAGUCCGGAGCGGGUAUGAAGAGCGAAGUGUCUCAUUCUCAGAAGGAUUAUCCCAGUUGGCUUCGGUGA
Messenger RNA from Blastocystis hominis, 1518 nucleotides. RefSeq lists its product as hypothetical. The record is from RefSeq and is a predicted model, not a curated record. Lineage: Eukaryota; Bigyra; Opalinata; Blastocystidae. The transcript is spliced from 4 exons. Gene Ontology annotation, cellular component: transcription factor TFIID complex. Gene Ontology annotation, biological process: transcription initiation at RNA polymerase II promoter. The coding region runs from base 1 to 1518 and encodes 505 amino acids. Gene Ontology annotation, molecular function: chromatin binding; RNA polymerase II general transcription initiation factor activity; transcription cis-regulatory region binding.